Effrenium voratum is the source of this 240-nucleotide messenger RNA. The record is from the annotation of a GenBank genome assembly. NCBI's taxonomy places the organism in Eukaryota, Dinophyceae, Suessiales, Symbiodiniaceae.
AUGGGACGUGCGGCGGUCCGCGCGGGGCUGACGCUUGCAGGAUGUUUCCUGGUGGGCCUGGCACCCUCCUGGAGCCAGGUGCCGCGAAGGGCAGGCGUCCCGGCCGUGGAGAGUCUGCUGCCGGAGCUUCUGGAGCUCGGAGCCGCCGGAGGCGCUCUGAAAGCGGACGGCGGGGGACGGCUGCCGAGGGAUGCGGUGGAAGAUGAAAAUUUCCUAUGGGACCCUUCUCAGUUGCCAUAG